Dermacentor silvarum is the source of this 13343-nucleotide messenger RNA. RefSeq names its product apical junction component 1 homolog. The record is from RefSeq and is a predicted model, not a curated record. Gene Ontology annotation, cellular component: apical junction complex; plasma membrane. Gene Ontology annotation, biological process: cell-cell junction organization. NCBI's taxonomy places the organism in Eukaryota, Metazoa, Arthropoda, Arachnida, Ixodida, Ixodidae. The coding region runs from base 310 to 1689 and encodes 459 amino acids. The transcript is spliced from 5 exons.
GGACCGGAAACUGCCAGGGAGACGUUGGCUACGAGCCUCGAGCAAACAACUGAGGCAGCGACACACGGACAUGCGGAGAAGCGUCCCAGUUGCCAGGGAGAGGUCACCCUGGAGGACGUACUGUCGUCACUGCUGGCGCUAGCCGACUCGUCGCCGUCACAGUCGCGCCUCGGCACGCCUUCGAAGCCUCCUGCUAGCCCCGUAUCGCCUGACAUACGCCACGUUUCGUUCGCGCUGUCCCCUUCCAAGGGCACCGUGGGCCUGCUGCCUGACGCAGGCCACCCGUACGGUCGGCGUUGCAGCGAGGGCAUGGCGCGUCCCGCCACGCCCAUCUCCAUCCUGAAGCACGAGAACAACCGCUGGAUGGGGUCUGCUACGGCCACCGCCGAGGCCGGGGCCCCGCUGGCCCAUCAGACGGCCUGGGCAUCGGCCGGGGACGUCAAGAUCACCGUGCCGCUCUCCAGCGGCUCGUCGUCGCUCGACAGGUCUCCGGACCCGGCAGCGAAGGAAGACGCUUUGACCGGAGAUCAAAGCCAGGCGGACGACGCACGAAGAUCAUUCGACGCGACAGGUGACGGGGAUUCGGAUUCCGAGAACCCUCCGCCGCCGGGCUUCUACGUGAGUUCUACGGCGACCGAGGGCUACGGCACCGAAACGACCACGUCGGACCAGGAGUCCGUAUCGUUCGCUACCGUCAGUCCCCGCGCCGUCGCGGCUGCUGGCGGCGUCAGCGACAAAGCUUCUGCCACAGCCGCUUCUGCAGCCUCAUUGCGUUGCCAGUGGAAGGACUGCCAGAAGCCUCUCCCGAAGACGGGCGUGGGCAAGAUCAGAGUGCACACAUGUCCCACCUGCUACGGCUACUUCUGCAGCCGUGCUUGCCGCAACCGGCACCGUGACGCAAAGCGCUGCGCGCUGACUCGCAUCUCUAAUUUGUGCCAGGAGGUGCUCCAGAAGAUCCGGCUCGAUCAGGUAUCGCGGCAGCACCUGUCGGUGUGCGCACAGCGAGGCUUGCUCUCCCGUGGCCGCGGCGUCAUCCGGCUCGUCUUUCAGGGUGCGCAGAGGGCCGCCCAGUUCCUUGAGCGCGGCUGGAGCGACGCCGGCGUGCGUGGACAGAUGUUCUACGUCGCUCGCGACGACCUUCAGCCGCAUGACAUGGGAGCCCGUGUGUACGCGCGUGUGCGCGCCCUGUGCGACGAGUAUGAUCCUCAGCGCAAGUUUGUCCUCUUGGUCGCCGUGUGCGUGACGUACGAAGCCGUCACGCCCUCUGGAGCCGGAGCCAUCUCGCGCGAGAUGGUCGUCAAGGCGGUCAAACUUCGACUCAGUGGGCCGCUGCCCGAAGACGACGUGCAGACGCUUAUCCUUCCAGUGGCGUCGCCGGUGAUGGCAGGAUCCAACGGCCUGCUGCCGCCCCAGAAGCAGCGCCUGCAAGGGCUGCACCACGUCGCCAGGCAGCUGGAAAUCAGAGGCGUCGACCUGAGUGCCUGCUAUCCAGAGCUGUAUGCCAAGAUACGCGCAUUCGUUGACACAGGAGAGAUGUUCUCGCCUGUGUGCAUGUUCCCCACGGACGCCCACUCAGGCCAGGUGUUCAUGUGCGUUGUGCUGCCAUUGGCAGACCAAGAGCUGCUCGACAGGAUGGCUGGCACUCGAAGUGCUGCAUCUGUCAAGGCUAAGAAGCGCUGGAUGUUCUAAUGGGUCAGUGUCCAUCUCAGUAUGUGAGGAAGUGGUAGAUCAUGGGAGCGGUCAUAGUAUGUCUCGUACCCCUCUGGAAAGACAUUGUGAAAUGUGUAAUCUGGUGGCAAGGUUACCAUGAGGAUUAUGUCAUAGAUUUAAUCAACAAGACUUGCUGUUGCAAAAUGGUUUGCUGUUUUGCACAAGAUAAAGCACCCAAGUCGGUGUGUUUUGCUGAACAAACUUAAUGCAUUUGGUCGUCUUUGCAGCACAAGGACCUCAGCAUGAAGGAGGAACUGUUCUUGAAUGUGCGGUUGGAUGUGUUAUUUAAAUUAGAAUGCACAACUGACAUUCCAUGUUUAGGUAUACCGUCAGGGGGGGGGGGGGGGACUCUCAUUAGAAGGAUAUAACCCAAGGCCACUGAAAGUAAGGAUAUAUUUUAUUAUGUGCCGCAGCCAAUGGGUAGCCUGAUAUAUCUGAUACAGGCGAACAGCUGUGUCAGCACAAGUAGACAACUCAGUGCUGCAAUGCCAUAGCACGUAGCAUUCACCAAGGAAUGCAAAAUUAAAUAAUACAAACUAACUCUCUCUGCUGCUCUGUUUAGGUUGAGAAGUGUAUGCUAGGAAACACGAUGUAAUUAGCAGUUUAAUGAGACAAGCAUGAAAGUGAGAAACACAGCACAAGCACUGGCAUUGUGUGAGUGUGUUGUUUUCAUAGUUUCUGUCAGGGGCGUAGCCAGAGGGGGCACACCGGGCAUAUGCCGUCAAAUGCGAGCCCCCCCCCCCCCCCCCCCCCCUCCACUCCUCCGAAAAAUAUCCCGGGCUACUCCACUGGUUUCUCUGGUCGUCUUUACUGGCACUGUUAAUCACAUCAUUAUUCUGUACGGACUUUAGCCAGCUCUCUCUUCUCAUGCUGCAAAUAAUUUCUGCUUUAAUGCACCCAUUAUGGUCAGCAUUCACAUAGAGUAUCCCCAGCAUUGAGAAACGGAUCAAAACAUGCCUCCUUCUGUCCACAUUGGAUGCAGUUGAACUCAUUACAGUAGAGUCUACAUAUAACGUUGAUGAAAAAUUUCAAGUCAAAAUCAUAUUAUUAUAAUUGGACAGUUAUCUAUGAGGUGAUUUUCUGUACCUUAUCGAUAUAUGAAGCGGGAUUUAGAAGUAACGAGAAUUGUUUUUAUAAUUCUCAUAUUUCUAACUGCUUUUAAAUUAUACUUUCUUGAACGCAAUGGACUUGUUACACCGUUCUAUUCAUAGUUCGAAACUGUGCAGCAACUCUUGCAUUUUGGUGACCCUCAGUACUUCUGUCAUUUUCUUCAUUAUCUCCUCUAGAUCUUGAGAAUGCUUUCAUUUAAGGUCUUAUUUCAAUCUUGGAGACAAGAAUUUGCAAGUGGCAAGAUAUGGGAAUAAGAGCGGGUGAGGUAAGGUAGCGUUAGCAUAAGACGUUUGCCAAGAAAUGCAGCAUGUUCAAUGCUGUGUGGGUAGCGGUGUUGUCAUGGUGCACAAGCCGCUGACUUGAGUUCUACAGAUUGGGUCGUUUUCUUCGAACUGCAUCAUGCAACCGCUUGGCUAUUCGAACUUAAAAAUGCUCGUUGAUUGUCUGACCCUGUGCCACAAAUUUAAAAUAAAUUAAUUAUUUGGUUCAAAACAUUUAUCAAGAGAGAACAGAACUUGAUACACACACGUUGCUUUUUGACGUCCACCAUCGCAAUACCGACGAAGACGGCGACAGAGGCUCAAAAGAAAGCUAUAAUAUAAGCUGACAAAACUUUUCACGAGGACGCUGUUUCGACAGCUGAUGUGGACCAUUGUGUAGCGCGUGUGACUAGCAGCAUGGGUCACUAUUAUCUACCCUUCUGAUUCAGUAAAAGAGUCUCGUUACUUUUUUGGUGCCCCCUCGUACUAUGUGAGAACACCAUCCUUUACUGACAUUUGUUAUCAAUGCUAUUGUUGUAGGUGGACUGCACUACAUUCCAAAUAGCAGAAAUACCUCUUUGAAAAUCCGAGAUAGAGUCGAAGAUUUCUCUGCACUGGUAUGUAAUUAUCAUAUUGGCCAGAGCACUCGAGUGGGGCAGCAAGCAGCAACUGCGUAACGUGCACUGAUUUCAAAAGUUACAUCAUGCUGGUACAUCUUCGGCCAGGCCUCUUGGGUAUUUAAUUCCACUGUAGUAAAUGAAGGUUGCAUUCAAUCGAAACAUGUACAGAGGUCGUCAAAAGUUCCCAGGCCGCCGCGCCCGGCCGAGGAGCGGCAACGGCUCGCCGCUAGACUGGCGCUGCCAUCGCAAGCCCGCCUUGCAUGGCGCGCGCUGUCUUCGAGCAUAUGCGUGGAGUAGGGUGCAUCCCUCUCCAUUUCUUGCUUUCCUUGAUAACAAACCGAGGAAAAAGAUAGUGCGGCAUGUGCUCUCACUGUUCGCUCUUGGAAUUCCACUGCUGUGCAGCGCGUGGCGUAGGAGGCGGCAGUGUUCCGAAAAGUGACACGCCGUGCUUGCGGCCAUAUUUAGUUAGACACCGUAUACUUGUGCGUAGUUUUCGACUUCCUGGAGAGAAAUAUCUUGCGUUUCACUUCCCAUGAGCACCGCUGUGGCUCUCUAAGCCGUCUGCAGAAGGAAAUUCGCUGCAUACGAACGUGGUCUCAGCCGGAAAUGUGUUCACGAAGCGCCGUCAUAUGUACAAUUAAUGUGUUGAGGCCAUGCGCGAUCGUCUUGAAACUGCAUGUUAACUCGAUUUUAUUUUGUCCGCUGGCCGUGUGACGCACAGAUAGAUUUGUCCACGGCGGGGAGAAAAAUAGUUGGUGCGCUGUGACUACUUUGCUCUCUCUUGCUGUGUUUGCGCUUGGUAUUGGUCUCGCAUUAUCGAACUCUCGGCGAUUAAGCCUGUCACGCUUCGUUCGGGACGAGGAGCGAAUCAUUUCGCGCUCCUGGUGCCGUUCUUGCUCAUCUGUAGUACUGGACAACAGGUGGCAAACAUACGUGCUACGUCGCUGCAAGAGACUUGCUGUCACUUCGACCUUGGCACCCUUGUGUUGCACAGCAAAAAAAAAAAAGAGAAAAAAAAGAAGAAAUUUUUGAAGGACACUUUGUAAAUUCCAAACUGUGUUCGGCAAAAGCCUGUGCCCAUUCCACUGGGAGUGUCAUGCACAAAAAAAAAAAAACACACAAAAAAGACAUGAAAUAGUCAGUCGAAUGGCCACAGGCUUUCGCCGAACACACUUUGGAAUUUACAAAGUGUCCUUCAAUUUUUUAGGCUACGUGCUCAUGACGAUGUUGCUGUCAGCCACGGCCUGUCAGCAGAUAGCUUCGGAAUUGAAAAUCGAACAUGCCCAGUGGGAGUGCCAUGGCUAGUAGGGCGCCGUUUUGUAAGGUAACCCGUGUUGGCUUUCACUUCGUCUUCUGCAUGAGAUAAAUAUCUCCGCAGGCGACUAUAGCGCGUGGCGUCAACACAUUAAUUGGACAUAUGGCGGCGCUUCGUGAAACUGAUAUACGUAAGGCGUUUAUUUUCUGACAUUAUAGCACAUGAGUCCUCCGUUUGUGAGCACAGACGGAAAAGUGUCAGCGCCGAACGCGUAGCAUUGAUAGAUCGAAGGUACUGCAUUGGAGCGCACCGAACAAUUUUGAAAAGCGUACCAUAACGCGUGCUAGGUGCUCCAGCCUACGACCGUCUUCAUUAGCGUUGCAUUACAGGAGGCUGUAAACCCACUCAGUAGCACGCGGUUCAUGACAGCGCGCUAGCAACAUCGCAGCGAACUAGAACUCUUUGGCAACACAAGCAGACAUUUCGGGCUGAGACCACGUUAGUAUGCAGCGAAUUUCCUUGUGCAGACGGCUGAGAGAGUCACAGCGGUGCCCAUGGGAAGUUGAACGCAAGAUAUUGCUCUCCAGGAAGCCGAAAACUACGCACAGUGAGGGCACAUGCCACAGUAUCUUUGUUCCUCUGUUUGUUAUCAAGGAGAGCAAGAAAGGGAGAGGGAUGCACCCUCCUCCACGCAUACGCUCGAAGCCAGCGCGUGCCAAGGCGGGCUUGCGAUGGAAGCGCCAAUCUAGCGGCGAGCCGUUGCCGCUCCUCGGCCGGGCGCGGCGGCCUGGGAACUUUUGACGACCUCUGUACAUGUCUAGUUGGGAUUUGUAGAUCGACAAAAUGUGUUACUUGCGUGCAUAUGGUGCUUUGCUUCUGACUAUGCACUCUUCUUGCUGAACAUUCACGAACAGCCUGGGGUACCACAUGCUGCACAUAUUACGUGUUAUCGCGUUACCUUCAGUACAUCAUGAUCACGAGAAAUUAUCAAUGGAAAUGUAUCUAUGCUAGAUCAGCUGUGUGAAUACAUUGAAUCAACAGUAACCAUUGUGUGAUGUUGCUUCAAAAUCAGUAUAUUCACGUUUAAAUACAGUAGCUUCUUUGCCUCCAGAAAGUUUAGCUAUUAUAUUAUGGAAAGGGAAAAAGUAAUGACUGUGACUUUGUGCUGAUUUCUGCACCAAUCCAGGCAUGUGAAAGAUGAAUACUCCCGAUAGUUGCUGUGUAUGUGCAGCAGUCGUUUAAAGAACUGUCGUUCAGUUUCAUUAACAUUUGGCUCAUUGGUGACCAAAGGGCGCACAUGUGCCAAAAGAGGCAAGUUUUGUGAGAGACAACAGAUGAUGCACCAAGCCCCAGAACCAAAACCCGGUUACGAGGAUCAUUUCAGUGCAGAAACAGCUUGUGUGUUGUGAUUGGCUGCAGGUAAAUCUGCAAAAGAAAUGUCUUGUGUACUGUGUUUUGUAAUUAUUCCUGUGACCCAUAAAGCUUUGUUAUGUUUGUUUCGUGUACUUACGUAUGUAUGAGAAUGGUAUGCACUCUAUGUCAGAAAGCGCUACGCAGACUUGGUGAGAAGAUUACUUUCAAUUUUCUUACCAGUUUUAUACGGCACCAGCCCGGAGAAACUCACCAGUGCAAAAUACGCCAGUGUAAAGAAACAAUGGCUGUACUAAUAGAGGCAGAGUAACUCUAAAGUAAAUGACUGUAUUCUUCUGUGUUCGGUGUGGCCAUUGAGUUCUGGACGUGAACACCCGUGUGGUGCUGACAGACAAGCCGAUUGGUUAUCAUGAGGGAAGUCAUGGUUAGCCCUAAAUGCUGUUCUUGGAUAAUAUGGCAAGCAGGGGAAGCUUGUUCCAUACCUUGUGGUUUGAAAACCCGGUGCCAAAUGUGGUAGCAUUUUCAAAAAAGAUAUGUGAUGUUUGUCUUAUCCUAUAUUGUGAUUUUUUCCUUGUGAAAAAAGUAUAUCAGUCAUAGUUGUGGCCAAAGUGUGGUGGUGUGGUUCCAUUUAUAAGAAUGUGUGUUGGCACUCAGUGUUUGCUAGUUGAGCACAACACUUUUUUGACUGUUCUUUUUGAGUCUGGGAUCAAAGUUGCCAGUUGUAUAAAUGCAUAUUUUCUGCCUUGUGGUUGAAGUGACAUUCGAUGUAUGCAAUGUGUAAUACGAUUAUUAUUUUUUGUGCCACUCAUUAACUGUUCACUAGAGCACUGGUCAACCUAUGUGUACUUUUGCCAUCUCUUUGUACUUCGUAUACACCACUGAUGUUGUAUGGACACUCGUUUUGAACAAGAUGCCUCCUAGUUGAUUCGGCUCACAAUACGCAUGAACAAAAUAUGUUAAACUCUCAGCAGUUUUCCACGUCAGUCAGGUAGAAAUGAGUCUACUAUUGGAAUGUUAUACUUAUUACAGCAAGUACUUGUUGCAGGCAUUAACUUAAUUAGUUCUCCCAAAGCCACUUCUUGACCCAUGACUUAUAUAAGGGUUACCGCAUCUAUGUGUGGUUGUGCUAUAGAUCACUCUGUUGUUUCAAUGACAUAUACACAUUUUCUAAUACAGAUCUGUAUUCUGCAUGUUCAAGCUAAUUUUGCUGGCUUUAAGACGAAUACAGCAAUUAGCCUGAGAUAGAGUUGUUAUAAAAAACCCAGAAGUGUGCGCACGUUUGUUGCAUUCAGCUAGGUGUUUGUCAAAUAGCCACAUUGGCUGUAUAUGAGAACCAUGUGGACACUUUGCGAAAACGUUUUUUUAAUCGCCUGGUGGGUUACUGUGAGGAAGUAUUUCAGCUUGGGCCAGGAGUAUACAGCUGAAGAAUGGCUAACUGUGCAGGAUGACAAUUGAGGACACAAGAGUGAGACAAAUACAACACAGUGCAGGCUCACAAUCUCAGAUGUUUAGAGGUAUGCACUGUGUGCAUAUGUUAAGUGAGUCUGUGUUUAUCUUGUGUCCUUGUCAUUUCGGGAAGUUUCUUCAUUCUUCAUUUACUGUAGUUCUUGAAGAACUCUCCAUGGUCGGAAACUCCAUAAGAUUGAGAGGGGAUGUAGAUUGGUUGAGAUUUUUGUAGCACUUCUUGUAACAUGUGGAGCUCUUCAACUUCAAAUCAAUUACAGUGAGUGCUACAUGAGUCCUGCCAUAGGAGCUGAAAAAGACGCUGGUCUCCUCUGCACCAGCCUAUAAGCUUUUUGGCGAUGACUGUUCAUGUUCAUGAAGGUGAAGUAUUUUUGCACAAUCACUGUUAGCAAAGCGGUAGCGCUGUCGAUCCGGUUAGGUACUGAUUCACUCGCAAAUACAACACAGUUUUAGCUAUGCGUCGCUUACGGUCCACUUUGCUCACGCGUGGCGCACUCAGACAGUGCAAAGAACAGCGUAGUUCUUGCAUUUUUAGUAAGCGUGUCUUCCAGAAAUGCAAGUGGCGCGCAGCCAGUUUGGUUACAAAGGACAAAGAAGCCAAGUGGAUGCACUGUCAUGCUCUACUCAAUUGGCUCGGCAGUGGAGCGAGCAGCAUUCUGCCUUAUGCUGCUGGAAUGAGUGUUAUGCGCAUGUGCUCUAGCAUUCCUGCUGGGUGGCUAUGUGCAAAUUGUAAUGAUACAUUGGUCUGGGCGAAGCGAACUGUAAACGUUAAGCUAAAAUAUAUGUUAUAGGACACAUCGAACUAGGCUUUGUUGUCUGUUUUAUGGCCAUGGCUAGGAAGAAUGAUGUGAAGCAACACCAAAGAGAGAAGGUGACUAAUGGCUGUACUACUGGAAAUCAAGUAUUUAUACUUGUAAGCUGUUGAAGAGCUGAAUUUAUUAUUAAGAGUACUGGAAUGGCAUUUACAUUAGCAGCAGAACAGACUGACUCCCACUUACCGAAUUUCAGCAAAUUCAGUGACAAACUGUGUGUCAGAUUGUUGAGAACAGUUUACACUGAAUAUUAGUGCCAUAGAGCACACCCCAGUUACAAACACAAACUAAAUAUUGGAAUUGUCAUCACUAAAAGUCCAAUUGGUUCCAAAUACCUUGGUUUUCUUUUAAACAUGUACAUGAUGUAUUCAAAUCAAAUUGAACUAAAAUACAAUGAAAAUGACAAGAAAUGACUAAUUAGAUUUUUAGCCUCAUUGCCUAUUGUUGCUCCCCAAUCGUCAAGAACUGCAGCUACAGUGUGUCCCAUUACGCAUUUUGUGUUCAUGCGAGUGGUCCACGACUGCCUAUGGAUGGGAAACGUGCAAAAGAUCCCAAAUUCUUCCUUCCUCUUUCCAGUGUCCCUUGACCAUUGUUUCCGCGAGACAUCUUGAGUGCUUUAGUGGGUUCACAAAUCAAGCUUAAAGGGACCCUGAUACGAUUUUGACGAUUUUCUACAGACGUACUGAUUCGUUAGAGUAGGUAUUUCUGAUCAGUAGGUGAUUCUUCAAGCUCUCCGCAUAAAGCGUGUAAUUAAUUAUGAGGUUUUAAAUGUGUGCAUCGCUACCGAUCGCAGCGGUGCCGCUCCCCUGAAUUUUCAGCCGCCCCUAAUUGGCGUAGUUAGCCCAAUUGACGUCAGUUGGGCUGCCCAAGUCGCGUUAUCGAUGUUUCCAACUUUAUGGUAAACAAAUGUUGUUCGUAAUACUUGGAAGGUUGGAUAAUUUAAUUGUUUCUAUAAAAAGUUACAGAAAGAUAAUACACAACAUUUAUCAUAACAUUUAAGCACUUCCGUGACACACCAAGUGUCAUCUGCUUGUGUUACAACGUUCUCCAUGUCGACGCGAGCUGCGCGGUCAGUGUUGGUCUCGAGCUUUCUUUUCGCGGGCACCAUGGAUCGCCCUUGUUACAUUGUGGGCUGCAAUUCUAGCGGUGUCAAGUUGUGACAUCGUGUCCCUCUUCUAGGCAACAUGCGAACGGAGUGGCUGCAGCGCAUCGGUCUGUCUGUAUCCGAUCGGCGCUAGCAUCUACGCAUUUGGAGCGGUAACUUCACGCCGGAGGAUUACCUACGGCAUAGAGAGUAGUGUGCCCGAUAUUCCGGUAAACGCAGGCGGACAAGGCGUUUUGCCAGAUGCACGGUGGCGCAAACGUGAGCGGCCUGUAGGGUGGCACAGAGCUCAACCAGACGAACACAGAGGCAAUAUAGCAGUGACCAAGUGUAUUAUACUUUGCUGCUGGUGUAAACUUUUGGCAGCAGAGUAAUCGUGAACUCGCUGUAUUUUAGAGGCGAAGCACCUUAUGAGCCCGGGCUGUCGGCGUCUCCUGUCGUCGUCGUAGUCACGGUAAGCAAGCGGCUCGUGCUCGCGCUCGGUACGCGUUCGUGCCACUGCUCCCGCGUUCGUAGUCGUCGUCGUCUUCCACGGCUGGCUGCGUUGCAGCGUAGAAUUUCACUUCUCUUCUGUCGUCGUAAUGGGGAGGCCGCGUUUACGGGGUUAUGAUCCAUUGCUUAAGGCAGUAUGAGCCCAUUAGCGGUGCAUCAACGGAUGCUUUGCACCUCCACAGGUUUCACGUUAGUGGAGCUGCAUUUCGCUCAAUAGGUCAUUUGACACUUACGCAUAAAAUUUAAUUCAACGCUCAAAUCGAGCCUACAACUUAACUUGAGCUAACUGUAAUAACUAAUAAAAACUAAAACAGUAAGAAAGGCUUCCAUAAUGGCCAAAUUGCUGAGGGAGUAAAAGAAAACAAUGAUGGUGUCGCUAAUACUUCAUGGUAAAAGAUCUGCAAGCUUAUCCUAAAAUAAUACUAGUGACGGACUUGGCCUCACGGCGAAUUUUUUGAAUGUUAAAAAUCUUUUACACCUAAUUACAGGUAUAGUAGCUCUGUGUUUGGCUGGUUAAGCUCUGCGCCACUACGUGGCUGGGCACAGUGCAGGACACUUAGGCGCUCAUGUUUACGCAAGAACCCCUUCAUCACCGUGGUAGAAUAUUGAGGGGCUUUAGUUUUCGCUUCCGCUCAUCCGUCGACAGGCAUAGCUCGCUUGCGUUUACCGGAAUACCGGACACGCUCGGCGCUGCGACAGAACGCUCGCAACGCACGUUGCUUGGAUAGCUCUCGCUGGGAAUCGACGGCCAGGCAGCUAGCAGAGGUUGGAGAAGCUUCGUGCGCUGGCUCCGAGCACCGGACGUAGACGACAUGACGUCAUAUCAUGACACAGAGCCAGCGUAGGUGGAGCUUAGACCCGAUCACUCGGUGAACGAGUUGAGGAGAAAAAGAAUGGCAAGGGAGGAGGGCAACUUGUGAUCGUCCGUAGCUCUCUCAAUACGAGACGCUUCGCCUAAAUUACGGCGCUAAUGUUUUACCGUAGCUGUACUCUACGCGUCUACAAAAUCUGUCCAAACCGUUUCAGGGAACCUUUCAAGCUUUCUUCAAAACCGCCUUGAUCAAAGGAAACCUUAUGACCCAUGUUGACUAACAUUUUAUACCUUACAAACACGAACCUGUAUAAUAGCUAUAACCCUACAAUAAAACUCGUGUCGAGCAAGACGUACCACACUCCUAAGGAAUUAUGUACACGUGCUUCUUUUGCCUAGUCAUAUAGGGAUUUAAUAAUGAAAAUACAAUGAGGAAAUUAACUCACAAUACAAAUGUCACUGGGUUUGUGCAAUGACAAAUACAUUACUCACUUAGCAAUUCCAGAGCAAUUGAAAGCCAUUGAGUGACCAAGGAGAAAAGAUUCUGAAUGCAUUUUGCAAACUUUUGCUUUUAAUAGCUUAGUCUAUUUCAACAGCAUGUGACUGGCAAUUUCGCCGGCUGAGUGUUUUAUUAUUUUGCUCUCAAUUAUCAUUCUUUGACUGCAUACAAAUAGUGAGGUAGGUCAUACGGUUCUAAAAUGUUAUAUUUUAUCAACUCCGUUAUAGCUUUUUUUGCACAAUAUAUCUGCUUAGUAAAAUGGUAGAGAACAUUUUAUGCUAGUCAAUUCGUUUAUACUGUAGAAAGAGUCAAGAGUUACUCAGAAAGAGCACCGGUGAAGGGCAUUGAAGUGCUCAAAACUACUGUGUUUUCCUGUGAAUUUCAAGUAAAUGCGUUUUCAGUAAGCAAAUUGGCUCAUUCACCCAUUUAGUUAAGGCAUGUUGUUACAUUAUCUCUUUGUGGUCAAGUGUUGGGCCUCUCCUGACACGCUAACUUAUUGGUUCAAACCAGAUGUGUCCACGUGCUGUUUUUUGUGUUUAUUGCGCUUCAGUUAGGGCAACUUUACACUGUCACUUCGGAACACCUUUGUAUCAGGGCACCACUUUUUGACAGCGCACUUUAAGGGAUUCCUAUCUAGUUUUUGAGGCACAAAGCACCUAGAGGGGGACAUUUUCACGGCAUGUAUUUUUUUGGAAAGAACUAUGAUGAGUUUCGGGAAUAUGAAGAUGAUUUUAGUGCCGUGGAGGAAUGUACUCUGCAUUUGACUAACACGAAACGUCCUUUGAUGAGAGCACUGAAGAAGAAAGUGAUGAUAAGGAUCCUACAGAACACAGGUUCUGUGGUUAUCACCCACAACGUGUUGCUGGCUGGAGACUGCACACUUUACAAGGGUAUCAGGAACAAAGAAAAGCAUCUGAGAUAAAUAACUUACUAUAAGCUUGUUCACAUUAGUGCUCUUUCUGCACAGUGUCUAAAUGCGUGAAAUAGUUUCUGACCAGAACGACAACAAAAUGGGUCUGUGCUCAUGACUGUAAAAAGUUAAUGUUCUUACUGCAGACUGCCCUGUCUAAGCUAGUCUGGUAUCAAGCAUUUACUUCAAAAUAAAGUUUGCUUUUCUUGAGCCCCUCUGAAUAUUGCUGACAUUUAAUGAAAAAUGCACAUAAAAGUUCAAGCCAAGUAGUCCUGCAGCUGGUACAAAAGAAAACUUCUGUUAACACGCUGAAAUGGAAACUUCGAGAAUGCGCUUAAAAUAAAAUAUGCAUUAGCUUACUGAGAGUCGCAGCAAGUAAAACUGGUACAUAUCUGUACAUUUCACAAAAAAGUUGCUGUAUCUAGGAGGUACCACAACAGAACAAUUCAGUGUUGUCCUUUUGACGUCUUUCGGCACGACAAAAAUGAACAAGCAUAAAAUUGUUUAAUGAGCUAGGGCCGGAGCAUUAUUGCCUGUUGCUGCAACCAAAUUUUGAUUAGGGGCCUUACUGCACAUUGAUUUAAGUUGGUGUUAAGUGCACCAAGAAUUUAUACUAAAUUGUGAAAUGAAUGACCUUUACUGGCUGGGAAGUGAUCAAGCAGAAAACAGAUAUAGCUAACGUUUCUCCACAAUGACGGAGAGUCGCAGUUACUAAGAAUCCGUAACACUGUCAAGAGAUGAAUAAAAAUUUUCUCCCAUGUGCAUUUGUAGCAGCCCUCACUUGCUCAGUCUUGAGAUGCUGGUUUCACCUUUUUCCACUGUGAACGUUUCUUAGAACCCUCUCCUUUUGUAUGGACUCUUCAAAUAAAACUGUGUCUAGACCGUUCCUGGACAAUACCAAGUAUGUCAUGUUUCUGAUAGGAGAAU